Messenger RNA from Manis pentadactyla (Chinese pangolin), 2623 nucleotides. RefSeq names its product neuromedin U receptor 2 (gene NMUR2). The record is from RefSeq and is a predicted model, not a curated record. Gene Ontology annotation, cellular component: plasma membrane. Gene Ontology annotation, molecular function: neuromedin U receptor activity. Bases 178 to 1401 code for a protein of 407 amino acids. Gene Ontology annotation, biological process: G protein-coupled receptor signaling pathway. The transcript has 4 exons. NCBI's taxonomy places the organism in Eukaryota, Metazoa, Chordata, Mammalia, Pholidota, Manidae.
GGGUUCUUCUAAAAGGAUCCCAGGGCUGAGCAGCCCAAUCUUGCUGAAACUACUCACCCUCUCCCCGCCCCCGCUGUCUGUGCUUUACCGUCAGCUUUUUCUUUCCUUUCUGACUCAGCUUGGCACUGACGCUCUUACCAGAGGAGGCUCAGGUCUCCUCUGGAUUUUAAUUUCAGUAUGGAAAAACCUGAGAAUAUUUCCUGGAUCCCCCAGCAGGAACUGGAAGAUCCAUUCAAGAAAUACCUGAACAGCGCCGAGGACUACCUGGCCUUCCUCUGUGGGCCUCCACGCAGCCACCUCUUCUUCCCAGUGACGGCGGUGUAUGCGCUGAUUUUUGCGGUGGGAGUCGUUGGCAAUCUCCUGGUGUGCCUGGUGAUCCUGCGGCACCAGGCUAUGAAGACCCCCACCAACUACUACCUCUUCAGCUUGGCCAUCUCCGACCUCCUUGUCCUGCUCCUUGGGAUGCCCCUGGAAGUCUAUGAGAUGUGGCGCAACUACCCCUUCCUGUUUGGGUCCGUGGGCUGCUACUUCAAGACGGCCCUCUUUGAGACCGUGUGCUUCGCCUCCAUCCUCAGCGUCACCACGGUCAGCGUGGAGCGCUACGUGGCCAUUCUCCACCCCUUACGCGCCAAGCUGGAGAGCACCCGGAGGCGCGCCCUCAGGAUCCUCGGCAUCGUCUGGGGCUUCUCUGUGCUCUUCUCCCUGCCCAACACCAGCAUUCACGGCAUCAAGCUCCACUACUUCCCCAACGGGUCCUUGGUCCCCGGCUCUGCCACCUGUGCAGUCAUCAAGCCUAUGUGGAUCUACAAUUUCAUCAUCCAGGUCACCUCCUUCCUCUUUUACAUCCUUCCCAUGACUGUCAUCAGCGUCCUCUACUACCUCAUGGGGCUCAGACUAAAGAAAGACCAGUCCCUUGUGGCAGAUGAAGUAACUGCAAAUAUUCAAAGACCCUCCAGAAAAUCAGUCACCAAAAUGCUGUUUGUCUUGGUCUUAGUGUUUGCUAUCUGUUGGACCCCAUUCCACAUUGAUCGGCUCUUCUUCAGCUUUGUGGAGGAGUGGACUGAAUCCCUAGCUGCCGUGUUCAAUCUCAUCCAUGUGGUGUCAGGUGUCUUCUUCUACCUGAGCUCAGCUGUCAACCCCAUUAUCUAUAAUGUACUCUCUCGCCGCUUCCGAGCAGCAUUCUGGAAUGUGAUCUCUCCUUCCCGCAAACAGUGGCACUCCCAACACCACCCACAGGGGCUGCCUACUCAGCGGAACAUCUUCCCAACAGAAUGUCACCUUGUGGAGCUGACUGAAGAUGCCAGUCCCCAGUUCCCUUGUCAGUUGUCCACGUGCAGCCCUCGCCUCCCUGCAGCCCUCUAUACCACACAGGCCCCACAAAAGGGACUCCCAGAGAACUGACAUUCUUCUGUGCCUCCACACUGCAGGGAGGGCAUCCCAUUAUGUAAACCUUCUUAAAUGAUAUUAGGGAGGUAAAAUGACUCUCAGAACUUAUAUACCCAUUGCUAGUUUUUUUUUAACAAGUAUAAAAAUACCUACUUAAACCUGGAUCUAAAGCCCAGAGCCUCCCAGGUUUCCAUUGUCUUCCCACUUAUCUGACCUCUGUCACACCCCUUCACUGGUUCCUGUAAAGAGCAUGAGCAGCAAACCGUAGCACUUCCACUCCAAGUGAUUUCCACUGCAGGAGAUAGUUUGUCCUUAGUUGUCCACACUCGGGGUCAGGCUGUCACUCCUACAAUCAAUGGUCCCUGUAGACACAGAGAGGAGAUAUAGAGAUGCUAUACCCUUUAUUUGAUCUGAGAGGUACAUGUCAGUGUUCUUCCACAGUGAACUAUUUACUGCCUCAUAUCCUGCCAUUAUCAUGCGAGUCCAUAGAGUCCUGAAACCUUUUGCUUUAUGCAUCCUCUUGAUAACAUGGGAAUGCUCCUCAGAACAAUUAUUCCCACCAUCCCAGUCACCAAGUCAUACUCUGUCAUUCCUCACCAGGAAUGGGGUCAGAUACAAGUUCCACUUAGAGAUGAGAAGCAGGAGACGGACAUAAACUAUGCCAAACACAAACUCAAUUACUUUUAUAAUUUGGGCUAGACCUGUAUUUCUGAAGUCUUACUUCAUAAUUAGAGAGAGGCAUGUUCUACUAUCUUGGAAAAAAGAAAAGUCAAACUCGUGGUCUCAAACCCAUGACUUUUCACCCACUUAAUCCUUCAUUACUUAUAGAAUGCUGUUCACAGAUAAGAUAUAGGAAAAGUCUACUUUCCAGACUCAUCUUCUAUUAUUUCAUCACAAGUAAUAGACAUUCCACUCAAACUAGAUUGCUUGCCCUUCUUAUGAAAAUAUGCCCCAGUAUUCCUAGCUGCACUCAUUUGCUUAUCGAAUGCCCUCUUUAUCUCCGAUCUUCCUCUGUUGCUCUCCUACCCAUCUUUCAAUGUCCCUCUCAGUGUGGUACCUCUUCUAUGAAACUUCGCUUGAGUUAUUCAAAUAGAUGUGAUAUGUAACUUCUCUGUGUCUCUUAAGCUUUCUCUUAACUCUGUUUUGUAUUCAGUGAUUUAUAUACUUGGUUUGCAGAAUGUAAAUUUGUCAAAGGCAUGAAGUAUCUUGUGUUCAUUUUUGCUGUUGCUGAAAUCCU